Gamsiella multidivaricata is the source of this 990-nucleotide messenger RNA. RefSeq names its product Gtr1/RagA G protein conserved region-domain-containing protein. Bases 1 to 990 code for a protein of 329 amino acids. Lineage: Eukaryota; Fungi; Mortierellomycota; Mortierellomycetes; Mortierellales; Mortierellaceae. Gene Ontology annotation, biological process: regulation of autophagy; cellular response to starvation; positive regulation of TOR signaling. The record is from RefSeq and is a predicted model, not a curated record. Gene Ontology annotation, cellular component: nucleus; Gtr1-Gtr2 GTPase complex; lysosome. The transcript has 6 exons. Gene Ontology annotation, molecular function: GTP binding; GTPase activity.
AUGUCUCUGAAAUCGAUCUUUGAAAGACACGGACACUCCGUUACUCAAGUCUUGAGGUUGCCAGCCGAUGCAGCCCACGCAGCCCGCCCAAAUGUGAUGCUUAUGGGAAGGGAUAGAGCCGGCAAGACUAGUAUUAUGCAGGUGAUCGCUCGAAAGAUGCAAGACUUCCAGACAGAAAACCUCCCAUUGACUACAAACAUACAGCUAUACGAAAGCCCCUUCAUCAAUGUCUGGGACAUUCCAUCGCAAGUCGCUGGUAGUCUCCUGGACAAGGCAAAUGUCUGGUGCGAAGUUGGUGCGAUCAUUUUUGUCCUAGCAAGCGAGAUUUCCUUGACAGAGGAUUUUGACUUCAUCCUCAAAGUGAUCACUGCAAUCCGCAAAUUCAACUCGAAACCAAGGAUCCAUAUCUUCUGUCAUAAAGCAGACCACAAUGCGUUGGACGAAGAUCAUUACCUUGAGUACGUGGAUUGUUUUGACAAACACUUUGAACGGCAUGGCACACCCAGAGGAAUUGUCAACACGAAGUACACGACGCACAGGACUUCAAUCGUCGAUCACACUACCCACAUAGCGCUGUCUCAGAUCGCUCAAAGCAUGGACCCACGCCGGGUUACAUUUGAACGGAUUUUGAACACUGUCUGUGAAAAUCCACACGUCUAUCAAACGUUCUUGAUCGACACCCAACUACCGCUCUAUGUUGCCAAGGACGACUCGCCUUUGGAUAUGGAUACAUAUGGGUUCUGUCUUGACAUGAUGUUUGCUGCCAAGGAUAUUGCAUCGCUCUUCAGCAGUGAUGCUCCAGACGGACGAAGCAACAUGUCAUUCGCCAGACUUGGGGAUGGAAAAGCCUAUGCUCUCUGGCCUGUGGACAAGACUAUGGCCAUGAUGUGCGUUUUUAACAGCAUGGUCACCAUGGAGGAAGCAAAUGCGUUCGCGGACAACACGCGACACUGCAUGACUAGUUUGAGGAGUGCUGUAAAUCGUAGAUAA